AUCAGUCAUCAAUCAUCUCAAUGCUGCUUGGCGCUUCGCAGACGCUCGAGGUGGCAACCGGCCCGGGGAAAAUGCAUCUCUCCUCAGUGAUAGGCCAACAAAGUAUUUCGAGCUAUGAGCAUACAUACAAUCAAUCUGCAAACGUCCUUCCUUUGAGACACUCACUUGCACAGAUUCGCAGAACAGCCUUCGCAACUCCGCACAAACAUGGCACCAGCAGCUCUCGUGGCGACGCCCGACGAGGCUAUCACAAUCAAGAAGAAUGGCAACGAUAACGCAGUAGCAAAGAAGCAGAAAACUCCCCUCGAAAUGAUCUGUCAAGGCACAAGUCUCCCCGGCAUCCCCCAAUUCGUCUCCUUCGACACACAUCGACAAUGGAUGCUCGAGCACAUGGCCCUCGCCUUUCGAGUAUUCGCUCGCAAGGGUUACACAGAGGGCAUGUCAGGACAUAUAAGCGUCAGAGAUCCAGAGAAUCCGCAUGCAUUCUGGACAAAUCCUCUCGGACGCCACUUCGCCAUGCUGAAAGCGAGCGAUAUGAUCCUCGUGGAUUACGAUGGGAAAGCGAUAGGCGGGAAUAUGAGCAGACCUGCAAAUGCUGCGGGGUUUCUGAUUCACUCUGCUGUACACAAGGCGAGACCGGAUGUUAUUGCGGCUUGUCAUACACACAGUCCUGCGGGUAAGGCUUGGUCCACGUUUGCUCGACCCCUGGAGAUGUUGAAUCAAGACGUGACAUAUUUCUACGGUGAUGCGCAGGCGGUUUAUAAGGAAUUCGGAGGUGUGGUAUUCACAGAAGAGGAAGGAGAAAGAUUAGCGGCAGCUCUCGGACCAAAUGGCAAAGGCAUGAUUCUCAGAAAUCAUGGUUUGCUAACUGUGGGAGGAACGGUCGAUGAAGCUGCAUACCUAUACACGCUUAUGGAGCGAAGUUGUGAAGUGCAGCUGCUGGUUGAGGCUGCCGCUGCGAAUGGAGUGCCAAAGGUCUAUGUACCUGAAGAGAGCGCCAAGUACACCUUCGAGCAUGCUAGUGAUCCGGAGGCGCUCUAUUGCGAGUUUCAGCCGGACCUGGAGUAUGAGAUAGAGCUUUGCGGUGGCGCACAUGCCCUAUAAUGAGGCAGUCGCUCGCUGUUGGAGCUGGAACAUAUGACGCAGACCAAUAUGGGUGCAGCAGUCGUCUGCACACACGAGAUGAUCGGGCCGUCAUCUUCUUCUCGCGGAGUGGUAUCAGUUGGCGCAGGGAGUCUCAACCAGACCCAACCUUGUGAGCGUUCUUGAGCUCCCACACUCCUCCUUUCAUACCAAGACCCCACUUCACGAACUGUGUCCCAAGUCAGCACUCACUCAAAUCUGUAGUAGAUACACCUCAAACAUACCAUCCCGAACUUAGCAUUAAGCGACUCGAUGCUAGAA
Molecule: messenger RNA, 1404 nt
Organism: Cercospora beticola
Lineage: Eukaryota; Fungi; Ascomycota; Dothideomycetes; Mycosphaerellales; Mycosphaerellaceae
Cellular component (GO): cytoskeleton
Molecular function (GO): actin filament binding
Source: RefSeq, a predicted model, not a curated record